UCAAGGGACGAAAUGGAGCUGGAUCCGGAGGAGCAGGAGCACUACAAGUCGGUAUUAUUGUCGUUCCGCGAGUAUGAGUCCUACAUGAUGCGCGAAAUCUACCGGCGCAAGAAGCGCAUGCAGGCAAUGCCCGUCGAUAUGCAGCGCCGGUUGCCUCAAUCCUCCACGCUCCGUAACUUGCAUCACUUCGUCAACGCGACGCACCACAACCAGAUCCUAUUCGAACGCAUUGUGCAGGCGCAGCUGGAGAAUGGACCAGCAUACGAGCUGCCCGAGAUUACGCCUAAAAUGCCGUUGCGGAGCCCCCUGCGCCACUUCUCGAAGCUCAAGAGCACGCUGCACCAGUUUGUGCGUGAUUGGUCUGACGAGGGCAAGAAAGAGCGUGACAUGUGCUAUACGCCCAUUAUCAAGGAGCUACGUCGCGUUCUGAUGGUGAAUCCAGAUAACCCAAUGGAUCGUCCUCGGGUGCUGCUACCUGGAGCGGGGUUGGGACGACUCGCGCUGGAGAUCGCCGCCUUGGGCUACGCUGUCCAAGGCAACGAAUUCUCAUAUCAAAUGCUGUUCGCAAGCAACUUCAUUCUCAACUGGAUAUCGCGGCCUUUGGAAUUCGAGAUUCACCCGUGGAUUCACAACCCGUCUAAUGCGAUGACAGUCACCGAUCUACUGCGCCCCGUGGCCGUCCCGGACGUUGCACCAGCAGAACUUCUGGGUCUAAACACAGGCACUGCCGUCCCGCCCGAUUUUUCUAUGUGUGCUGGAGAGUUCCUGGAGGCCUAUGCGAAUGACAAGGAAUGCUGGGAUUGUAUUGUGACGUGCUUCUUCAUCGAUGCGGCACCGAACGUGAUUGAGUACAUUGCUGCAUUUGAGCGUCUGCUCAAGCCUGGUGGCUAUUGGAUUAAUCUUGGCCCUCUGCUAUACCACUGGCAAGACGGAAGCGGUGCCGAUGACGAGCGCUACGAGCAGUCGGUGGAGCUCUCGUACGAUGAGAUCAAGCACGUAAUGACCACGUUCAACUUCCGUAUCCAGAAGGAGUCCCAGCGCGAGUGCCUGUACACCAACAAUUCCAAGAGUAUGAUGAAGACGGUCUUUAAUUGUGCCUUCUUCACCGCCAUUAAGGAGGCCGGCCGCGUUUAG
Messenger RNA from Phytophthora infestans T30-4, 1134 nucleotides. RefSeq lists its product as uncharacterized. Bases 13 to 1134 code for a protein of 373 amino acids. The transcript is spliced from 5 exons. Lineage: Eukaryota; Oomycota; Peronosporomycetes; Peronosporales; Peronosporaceae. The record is from RefSeq and is a predicted model, not a curated record. Gene Ontology annotation, molecular function: S-adenosylmethionine-dependent methyltransferase activity.